Molecule: messenger RNA, 2049 nt
Organism: Ochlerotatus camptorhynchus
Lineage: Eukaryota; Metazoa; Arthropoda; Insecta; Diptera; Culicidae
Gene: snky
Product: sneaky
Exons: 3
Coding region: 1-2049 (682 amino acids)
Cellular component (GO): membrane
Source: RefSeq, a predicted model, not a curated record
AUGAAGUUCCUUAAAGUAUAUUUUUUCAAGCUUUCAACAUGCUGUCGACAGCGGUGUCCAAAGUGUGUCAGUUUAUGCUGGUACGAAGAUUCCGCCACCAAUCAAGUUAUCCGAAGCCUCCUGCUCUAUUUCUACGGCUUACUUUUGGGUGGCUUGUUUUGGAGAUUUGUUCUGCUGAAUAUUGGACUGCCAUUUGAUUCAGUGUUUCUCGUAGGACUUGUGACAUCUCUUUUUCUCGGCUACGGCUGCGCUUUAUCCAUUCAAAUUCGUUGCUUCAGUUCCCUUUGUCUGGUGGGAUUUCUCGGAAAAGCCGGAAGGAGCAUGUUGAAAGCCAUCGUGCUGAGUUGUAUCCUGACCGGACCGAUCAACAAUCUCAGUUUGAAUGCAAGGGAGGUUGUUCGGGUAUUCACCUGUUCCACCGUUUUGACCUACAACAUGAGCAAGGUUCGAUUCGAUCUCACGACAAAGCCAUUCCAAAAUGCACUGCUUGGCAGUAAAGAGAAUCUAGAACAGGUAAAGGAUGAAUUCAGCACGAUUGUGGAUAUUAUGGAACCGAUCGAACAGGAAGUGGAAGGUCCAGAUGAUGAAUCUCUGUUCGACCGACAGGAACGUGAAAUGGAUCCCGCUUUUGAGCAGUAUCGAAAAAAAUACGUACACAAACUACGAAAACGCUGCGAAACACAGCUAGAAAGAGGUGUCGGUCGGUGUAAGCAGGCAUUUCAAAGGGUUUACGACAAAUGUCAUGAGAAGUUGCCAAUUUUGGUUAACUAUUUGCUAUGUUGGCCCUUGAAGAUUGAUUUUAUGUGCAGUGCGAGUGAAAUGUUUGGGGACCACGAUGAAAUUUGCUCUUCAGAGGAUGUUGUUGAUCCCGAGUUUGGUCAAGAUUAUGGUCAGUUGAAAAGCUCCAGAGAAGAUCUGGUAGGGGAUUUGAAGGAUAUAAGGAUUGAAUAUGAAUUCGUCGAUAUGGAACAACAUGAAGGAUAUUUGACGGCAAAGCAAACAAGUAAGCAAGUGGUGCAAGAAUUUGAACGCAAAAAGGAAUCGUUUGAUUUGGUGGUAUUUAUUUUGAAAAAGAUCUUUGCAUUUAUAUUCGUAAAAGUUAUUUUCGGUGCUAUGUCCUACCAUCAAAGUUAUCUGAAGAAGCUCGAUUUUGAGAACCAUUACAUUACUGACUACUUCCAACACGUGGAUCAGCGAAGAAGGCAACAGGGCAAGAUAUGCAUACUUCCUUUGAGAUGGGUCGAGCAACCGUAUUUAGUUGAUCUAGACUCGGCAGCUUGUACUCGUUUCGAGCUGAGGAAAAUUUUCGUUCAUUUGAUGACCUUGCUUCUGCAAGCGAUUUCGGCAACGAUUUUCAUCUUAAUUGAUAGAUUGUUUUUCGAAACACUGGAUAUUGUUUCCAGACAUUCGAAGGUAGACUUCAAGCAGGAAGGAUAUCAUGAUGUUAACGUUACCGUAACUGGCACUGGGGUGAUCGCAAUGAUGGUUCGACGAUCGGUUGAAGGUUUCACCACUCACAUCAGGGUGAAUCUACAAACAUCGAACGAAGAAUGUUUACCACGACCAUCGAGCCUGGAACCAUGGAAUUUGGUGCAAAUCUACUUGCUCUUGCUGGGAGUUGCUGUCCUUGUAUUGAACGAAGCUUACAUUAAUCGAAUGAGGCGACUGAUCUGCUGCUGGUUCUACCCGAAGCGUGAAAAGCAACGCAUUCUGUACUUGUACAAUCGCAUGCUCAAACGAAGGAAAGGUCUGCAAAGAUUGCUAGCCGAAAGACUGAGAGAAUACAUCCGGGCGAUGAAGUACGGUUCAAGGUUAGGAUUUUUGGAUCGUCUAGCAUUCUUCUUCCCGCUGUGCUGUGGUUGGAUCAGGAUAAUCCAUAGGAAAUAUUGCAGCGUUUGCGGCUGUAAGGAGGCAAAGGACUUGUACGAAUGUGAUAGCUAUAAAUGUUUCCUGGUGUACUGUGAAGAAUGCUGGCAAGAUCUGAAGCAAACGUGCAUGGCAUGCGCGGAUGGAGCUCUCCUUGAUCAUAACUGCUAUUUGGAUCAUUAG